AACAUCUUGGAGAGGAUGGCAAUGGAAACUUAACGGCAGAAGCCAUGAUAGCUUUCAUGAGCAUCGCCUUACUAGUUGCCCUGUUCCUGCUCAACUCAAAUCGCAUUCAGAAAGCCACAGAAAUAUGGAACGAAUGCUUGAUUUUGCUAGAUAACACCGAUCAAAACAGCAAACACCAAUUUACUUCACGACCGUUUUUAAUGAUUUACAGGGCUAUUUAUCAUGCUCUUUUCGGCGCUUAUCGUAGUAUCUCUGACUACAUCAGUGCGGAAAGAUACGGCAGGAAACUGCUUGCCUUAUACAGCGAGAAUGGUGACUUAGUAAAAGAAGGAGAUGUAAGCAUGGCUCUAGCAGAGAUUUUAGAAAGUCAAAACAGGUUUACAGAUGCCAAACAACUUUAUGAAAAAGCAUAUGUUGGGAGGGCCCUUGCCAUAAGAACCGAAAUUGACGACAGAAAAGGAGAAGCAGUUGACUAUGGAAACUUAGGUACUGUGUGCAAGGAUCUCGGGCAAUAUGAUAAGGCUAAAGAGUAUUUCCAAAAAGCGCUUAAUAUCAGAACAGAAAUUGGCGACAGAAACGGAGAGGCAUCAUGCUACGAAAACCUUGCUGCUGUGUUUCAUUCGCUCGAGCAAUAUAACAAUGCUAAAGAGUAUCUCCAAAAAGCGCUUGUCAUCAGAACUGAGAUUGGCGACAGAGAAGGAGAAGGAGCUGAUUACAGAAACCUAGGUGCUGUGUUUCAGUCGCUCGGGCAAUACGACAAUGCUAAAGAGUAUCUUCAAAAAGCGCUUACCAUCAGAACAGAGAUUGGCGACAGAGAAGGAGAAGCAGUUGACUAUGGAAACUUAGGUACUGUUUGCAAGGAUCUCGGGCAAUACAACAAGGCUAAAGAGUAUCUCCAAAAAGCACUUGUCAUCAGAUCUGAGAUUGGCGACAGAGAAGGAGAAGGAAUUGAGUGCGGAUACCUAGGUACUGUCUUUGAGUCUCUCGGGCAAUAUGACAAGGCUAAAGAGUAUUUCCAAAAGGCACUUGUCAUCAGAACUGAGAUUGGCGACAGAGAAGGAGAAGCAAUUGACUACGGAAACCUAGGUGUUGUGUUUCAGUCGCUCGGGCAAUACGACAAGGCUAAAGAGUUUCUCCAAAAGGCGCUUGUCAUCAGAACUGAGAUUGGCGACAGAAGAGGAGAAGCAGCUGACUACGGAAACCUAGGUACUCUGUUUAAGUCGCUGGGGCAAUAUGACAGGGCUAAAGAGUUUCUACAAAAAGCACUUGUUAUUAGAACUGAGAUUGGCGACAGAAGAGGAGAAGCAGCUGAUUUCGGAAACCUUGGUACUCUGUUUAUGUCGGUCGGGCAAUACGACAAGGCUAAAGAGUAUCUCCAGAAAGCGCUUGUCAUCAGAACUGAAAUUGGCGAUAGAAAAGGAGAGGCAGCUGACUACGGAAACCUAGGUACUGUAUUUAUGUCGGUCGGGCAAUAUGACAAGGCUAAAGAGUAUUUCCAAAAAGCACUUCUCAUCACAACUGAAACUGGCGUCAGAGACGGAGAAGCAACAUGCUAUGGAAACCUAGGUACUGUGUUUAUGUCGAACGGGCAAUACGACAAGGCUAAAGAGUAUCUCCAGAAAGCGCUUGUCAUCAGAACUGAAAUUGGCGAUAGAGAAGGAGAGGCAACUGACUACGUGAACCUUGGUAAGGUGUUGAUGGUGGUCGGACAAUACGACAAGGCUACAGAGUACUUAGAGAAAGCCUUAUCCAUAUUCAGAGAUAUUGGAGAUAGAAAAGGAGAGUUCGAUGUCCUUGAAGGUUACGCCAUUUUGCAUUUAUUUCAAAAUAAAAUCGAAGACUCCCUUUCGUGUCUUCAACUGUGCAUUAAAAAGUAUGAGGAGCUGAGAUCUUUCUUGGGGACCAAUGAUCAGCUUAAAACAUCAUUUCUGGAGGUCUCAGGAAUAUUUCCCUACAAGCUGUUUAGUAGUUUGCUUUGCAGCACCGGAAAUGUUCUUGACGCUCUUUAUGUUGAGGAGUUGGGUCGAGCUAGAGGCUUAUCAGACUUGAUGGUAGAGAAGUACUCGGUUGAAACACACAUUUCUGCUAAUCCACAAUCUUGGUUUGGCAUUGAGAACAUUCUUAGAAAGAAAAAUAACUGUACUUGUUUGUACAUUUCUUAUUUUCACAAUCAUCUGCAUUUGUGGAUCUUGAAAACAAAUGGAGUCCUUCACUAUCGAAGCAUAUCACUGGAAGAGAAUCUAGUGCAGGCUGGGUUGCCCAAAGAUUUGUCUUUGAGUAAAUAUUUGGCUGAUAAUUUCCGGAGUCUUGGCAUUUGGCCCAUUGAGGAUUGUGAAGAUCGGUCUUUAAAUAUGGUUGAAUUGCAACCUCUCUCCCCCGAACAAAAGAGCUCAGAAAAAUUGCGACUCGUCGAGGAGGACGACGAUGAGGACGAGGAUGAGGACGAGGAUGAGGACGAGGGAGUCAUUUCAAGUCUAUCUUUGUGUUACAAAAUGUUUAUUGCCCCCGUUUAUGAUUUGCUUGAGGAACCUGAAGUCAUUAUUGUCCCUGACCGCAGGUUGUACAAAGUUCCUUUUGCUGCCCUGAGUGAAAAGGAGGGAGCCGAAUACCUGUCGGAGACUCAUAGGAUCCGUGUCAUUCCUUCUUUGACGACGCUCCAGAUCAUUCAAGAUAGUCCACAGAACUAUCACAGCAACACUGGUGCCUUGAUAAUAGGCAAUCCCAAGGUUGAUUGGUUGCCGCCAUUGCCAGGCGCAAGAAAGGAAGCGGAGAUGGUCGGACGACUGGUGGGUGUUCCGCCUCUGGUAGAAGCGGAAGCAACGAAGCAGGCGGUACUUGAGCGGAUAAGUUCAGUGAGUCUGAUUCAUUUUGCUGCCCAUGGUAACGCUGAAAGGGGAGAAAUUGCCCUCUCCCCCAUUCCUACUUCCAACAGUCGAAACACUAUCCCACCUCAGCAAGCUUCCAUGUUGACGAUGUCGGAUGUCUCACGAGUGAAAGUCACAGCUAAACUGGUGGUACUUAGCUGCUGUCACAGUGGAAGUGGAGAGAUAAGAGCCGAGGGAGUUAUAGGGAUUGCCCGUGCGUUCUUAGGAUCUGGUGCUCGUUCCGUGUUGGUUGCGCUAUGGGCCAUUCCAGACUCAGCAACAGAGCAGCUGAUGAGUCGGUUCUACGAACACCUAGUUGGAGGAGAGAGUGCCAGUGAAUCCCUUCAUCAAGCCAUGAAGUGGAUGAGAAAAAACGGCCUUACCAAAUUGUCUGAGUGGGCUUCGUUUACGCUGAUUGGAGAUGACGUGAGGCUCGAGUUUGAGAAGCAGAGGAAAAAUGAUCCAGAGAGAUUAAAUAAUGAAAAUUACUCGAAGUAA
This is a messenger RNA of Pocillopora verrucosa, 3362 nucleotides long. The record is from RefSeq and is a predicted model, not a curated record. Lineage: Eukaryota; Metazoa; Cnidaria; Anthozoa; Scleractinia; Pocilloporidae.